Messenger RNA from Elephantulus edwardii (Cape elephant shrew), 1462 nucleotides. RefSeq names its product zinc finger, CCHC domain containing 3 (gene ZCCHC3). The transcript has a single exon. NCBI's taxonomy places the organism in Eukaryota, Metazoa, Chordata, Mammalia, Macroscelidea, Macroscelididae. Gene Ontology annotation, cellular component: cytoplasm. The coding region runs from base 1 to 1170 and encodes 389 amino acids. Gene Ontology annotation, molecular function: RNA binding; zinc ion binding; double-stranded DNA binding. Gene Ontology annotation, biological process: positive regulation of RIG-I signaling pathway; cellular response to exogenous dsRNA; positive regulation of type I interferon production. The record is from RefSeq and is a predicted model, not a curated record.
AUGGCCACCGGCGGCGGCGGCAGCGCGGAGGACGAGAGGAAGCGGGCGCGGACAGCGGCCCGGGCCGAGAAGCCCGAGGGCGGCCGCGAGAAGCUGGGCUGGGCCCAGGUGGUGAAGAACUUGGCCGAGAAGAAAGGCGACUUCCGCGAGUCGCGCCUGCUGCGGCGCGAGGAAGAAGGCAGCGCCGGCGCGCCGGGCGCCACGGGCUUCGGCGACUUCCCCCCAGCCGCCCGCGGGGACCCGAAGGGCCGCCGAAGAGACCCCGCCGGCGAGGCCGCGGACUCCCGCAAGAAGAAGGGCGCAGCCGAGGCGAGCAGGAAGAAGACCGAAAUGGCAGCUAUGGCGGCCCCGGCCAAAGCGGGCCCCGAGGAGGAGGCGGCCGAGCGGCCCCACGCGGACGAGCCGGCAGCCGCCGCGGUGGGAGCCGCAGCAAGUCCCGGCAAGGGUCGCUUCCUCGUGCGCAUCUGCUUCCAGGGGGACGAGAGCGCCUGCCCGACCCGGGACUUCGUGGUGGGCGCGCUCAUCCUGCGCUCCAUCGGCAUGGACCCCGGCGACAUCUACGCGGUCAUCCAGAUCCCCGGCAGCCGCGAAUUCGACGUGAGCUUCCGCUCGGCCGAGAAGCUGGCACUGUUCCUGCGUGUCUACGAGGAGAAGCGCGAGCAGGAGGACUGCUGGGAGAACUUCGUGGUGCUGGGGCGGAGCAAGUCCAGCUUGAAGACGCUCUUCAUCCUCUUCCGGAACGAGACGGUGGACGUGGAGGACAUCGUGACCUGGCUCAAGCGCCACUGCGAUGUCCUGGCCGUGCCCGUCAAAGUGACCGACAGGUUUGGGAUCUGGACCGGGGAGUACAAGUGCGAGAUCGAGCUGCGCCAGGGGGAGGGCGGGAUCAGGCACCUGCCGGGGGCCUUCUUCCUCGGGGCCGAGAGGGGCUACAGCUGGUACAAGGGGCAGCCCAAGACGUGCUUUAAAUGUGGUUCCCGGACCCACAUGAGUGGCACCUGCACGCAGGACAGGUGCUUCAGGUGCGGGGAGGAGGGGCACCUGAGCCCUUACUGCCGCAAGGGCAUCGUGUGCAACCUGUGUGGCAAGCGAGGGCACGCCUUUGCCCAGUGUCCCAAAGCCGUGCACAACUCCGUGGCAGCUCAGCUCACCGGCGUGGCCGGGCAUUGAACACCUGCCAGCCUGCCACGGUGGGCACACCAGCCAGCUUAACCCCUCUAAGUGCCAACUUUUUCAAACUUUUUUUUUAAUCGUUUUUGAAGGACAUUUUUACGUUAAUUUCCAAGAGACAUCACCCUCUGCCUUCUUAAAGCGAGUUUCCCGCCAUCUCAGCCUUUUUUGACUUGGUGACGCUCAAUAAUGACUACCGCGAACUGUGAAGGUGUAUCGUCUUUUCGUUUUUAAGAUCUGGUGUUUUAGUUUGUCUUCAUUUUGGGUAUUUUGUUUUGGCCUUUUGCGUUUG